UAAAUCUUUUUUUUCAUAAAUGUAAUAUAACCUUAGGAAAUACAAGAAGUUGUGACAAUAUAAUUUCAUUUUUGUGUGAUACGCUUGUGAUGAAAACUAUAGCACACUAUAUUUCAGAUGUGUUAAUUUAAAUUCUAAAAUAUUCGGCUUUCUAUUUACUUGUAUGAAGGAUGAUAAUGCAAAAACUGUAUGAAGGCAGGAAGUGAUGAAUUGUAUGGAUAAUAUAAAAUUAUUUUAAAUCAAUUUACGUAAAUCAAUAAAUAUGGAUGCAACAACAAUGAGCUAUUGUCCGCCAAACAUAACAUUUAAUGACAUUUGGGUGGAUCAUGGUGUGUCCAAGUGUUUCAUGGACACCAUCAGUACUGCUAUAAUUUCUUCAUAUUUAAUUAUAUUUGGAUCCAUCCAAUUGUGGAUAUACCACAAGUAUGGAACGGAUGCCGAUGAGCGUACAUUGCCCAGAAGCAAAUUGUAUAAUUUGCAAAAGUUUUUCUUAUAUUUUGUUCCCUUCUUGAGUAUACUGAGAAUAAUUUUGCAAGCUACAGUCUUGGACGAAGGAAUGGUGUAUGGAUAUAUGAUAUUUACAACAGUAAUGACAGUAAUUGUGUAUCCAUAUUCUAUCUAUAUAUUGAAAAUUGAAAGACAUAAACUAUUACCAAGUGUACCGCCACAUGGUCAUGGAUUAGUGCUAUUGGGUUUUUGGACUUUAGCAUUUGUUGCUGAAAAUCUUGUUUUUGUCAACAUUAGAAAGCUGGAAUGGUGGUUCCACUUAAAUUCUUUAACAGACCAGAUUGAAAUGGCUUUAUUCGUUUUGCGUUAUGUUAGUAAUCUAUUAAUCUUUGCUCUUGGUCUACGAGCUCCUGGUAUUGCUGGUAACAUUGAUUCUGAUUAUCGUACACUUAAUGAUGGUUCAACCAUAUCAUCGCGAUUUUAUCAAAGAAGACCAGAUGAAAAUAUUUCCACAUGGGCAAAUCUAUGGUAUAAGAUUAAAGUCUUGUCACCAUUCUUAUGGCCAAAAUCAGAUUUAUUACUUCAGUUGAGAGUGAUAUUUUGCUUUAUGCUAUUGCUAUCUGGACGUUUGAUAAAUCUUUAUGUACCAAUCUACAAUAAAAAGAUUGUGGAUAGUGUUGCAAUUGAACCUGUAGAAUUUAGAUGGGAUAUAGUAUUGAUAUACGUAAUGUUCAAAUUUUUGCAAGGUGGUGGUACAGGAGGUAUGGGUCUAUUGAAUAAUUUAAGAUCUUUUCUUUGGAUUCGUAUUCAACAAUACACUACUCGUGAAGUAGAGGUAGAACUAUUUAGGCAUUUACAUGGUUUAAGCUUACGAUGGCAUCUUGGAAGAAAGACUGGUGAAGUAUUGAGAGUCAUGGAUCGUGGCACAGACUCAAUCGAUAAUCUACUCAAUUAUAUUCUUUUUUCGAUUAUACCAACUCUUAUUGAUAUUAUCAUAGCUGUCAUAUUUUUCAUCACUGCAUUCAAUAAAUGGUUUGGUCUCAUCGUUUUCCUAACUAUGUGUCUCUAUAUUGCUGCUACGAUUCUAAUCACGGAAUGGCGUACAAAGUUCCAGAGGCGUAUGAAUUUAGCCGAUAAUGCUCAAAAAGCACGUAGUGUUGAUAGUUUACUUAAUUUUGAAACAGUGAAAUAUUACUCUGCCGAGGCAUACGAAGUGGAAAGCUAUAAAAAUGCGAUCUUAGAUUUUCAAAUAGAGGAAUGGAAAUCGAUUAUUACAUUGAAUAUCUUAAAUACUUUGCAAAACAUCAUUGUCUGUGGUGGUUUACUAUCUGGAUCAUUGCUAUGUUUAUAUAUGGUCGUUUCCCAUCAAGGUUUAACGAUUGGUGAUUAUGUCUUGUUCGCCAGUUAUAUAAUACAACUUUAUGUACCAUUAAAUUGGUUUGGAACAUAUUACAGGGCUAUUCAAAAGAAUUUCGUCGAUAUGGAAAAUAUGUUUGAACUGCUCAGAGAAGAACAAGAAGUAAUAGACGCACCAGGAGCUGCAUUAUUGGAUGUUAAGCGUGGACAAGUGGAAUUUUUAAAUGUAUCGUUCGGCUAUACCCCCGAGAAACUCAUAUUAAAAAAUGUUAGCUUUACCGUACCUGCGGGAAAAACAGUUGCGCUCGUUGGUCCCUCCGGCGCCGGAAAAAGUACGGUGAUUCGACUAUUAUUUCGUUUCUAUGAUGUGGAACAAGGCGCGAUAUUAAUCGACGGGCAAAAUGUGAAGACUGUUAAACAGAAGUCUCUCAGAAAUGCCAUAGGUGUCGUACCGCAAGAUACAGUAUUAUUCAACAACACUAUAAAAUACAAUAUCCAGUAUGGUUGUAUCGAUGCACCAGAAGCGGAUAUAAUUGCUGCUGCAAAGCAUGCAGAUAUCCACGAAAAAAUCCUUACGUUUCCAAAUGGUUAUGAGACACAGGUUGGCGAGAGAGGGCUUAAGCUCAGUGGUGGUGAAAAACAACGCGUUGCAAUUGCGCGUACAAUAUUGAAAGCACCGAAGAUAGUGCUGUUGGAUGAAGCUACAAGUGCUCUAGACACACAGACGGAGCGUAAUAUACAAGCGGCAUUAAAUAGAGUGUCCGCCGGACGAACUACUAUUAUUAUAGCGCAUAGAUUAUCUACAAUAAUUCAUGCGGACGAGAUCCUCGUCCUUAAAGACGGUGAAAUUAUUGAAAGAGGUAAACAUGAAGAAUUAAUUUCUCAUGAUGGUAUUUAUCAUACAAUGUGGCAAGCGCAGCUUGAAAAUAAUCAAGAAAGUGGAAAGAAUGAAGAAAGUUCUUCCAUACAUGAAAAACAUGUGUCCUAAUUAGUAAUAAGUUAAGAUAAAAAUUUUUAAUAGUUUUAUUAUUAUUAUUAUUAUUA
This is a messenger RNA of Cataglyphis hispanica, 2847 nucleotides long. RefSeq names its product ATP-binding cassette sub-family B member 6 (gene Hmt-1). Lineage: Eukaryota; Metazoa; Arthropoda; Insecta; Hymenoptera; Formicidae. Gene Ontology annotation, cellular component: membrane. Gene Ontology annotation, biological process: transmembrane transport; heme transport. Gene Ontology annotation, molecular function: ABC-type heme transporter activity; heme binding; ATP hydrolysis activity. The transcript is spliced from 12 exons. Bases 263 to 2791 code for a protein of 842 amino acids. The record is from RefSeq and is a predicted model, not a curated record.